AUGGCGUAUAACAAACAUCUGGGGUUGACCCUUUGGGCGCCAGAGAUGAAGCAUGCAGCUGGAAACGGUCCGUCACCGCCAUCCAGUCUGUUCCAUCUCCAUUUUGGUAUUCCUGUCGCUGCCGGCAGGUUGGUGUGCUUAUGUCCCUCUAUCACCGCUACUGCAUUUGUGUGCUGCUGGCAGGUGAUGACUGACCCUACUAUAUUUCAGAGGGUAACAUGCGCCAUCAUAGGCAGUCGUGGACCGAAGAACGGAGGAGUGGAAUCGUUCGGUGUGAAGAACAAACUCGGCUGGCCGGAGGAGGCGAGGGUCUCGGAUGACCUGUUCGACUUGGUCGGAUCACCCUAUUUCGCGCGGGUGGCGGUCGAGGCGACAAGAGUCGCAGACCCUUCCGUGCAUGUUCAAAUAGCCCUUUGGCUUGACCAUGAUGCCGUAUUACGGACGGCGAGGUGGGCGGUUGGCCAUCGGUGA
Molecule: messenger RNA, 471 nt
Organism: Ilyonectria robusta
Lineage: Eukaryota; Fungi; Ascomycota; Sordariomycetes; Hypocreales; Nectriaceae
Exons: 3
Coding region: 1-471 (156 amino acids)
Source: RefSeq, a predicted model, not a curated record